AUGUAUUGCCACUUGGAAAGUUGUUUGAACUUUGACGCUAAACUUCGUUGCUCGGAAUGUCACUAUGCGACCUAUUGCAGUGACAAAUGUCAAAAAAAAGAUUGGCGUCGUCACAAAAAAGAAUGUGCGAUGCAAAAAAUUGUUCAAGAAAUGAACGAUAAAUUGGCCAAGAUACCCAAGUCCAAGCCUCGCACCACUCAUUGCACUGGAUGCGAUUUAAAGUUCACGGAAGACGAUCCCGUCGAUCAGGAGUGUCCCGACUGUGGCUACCUUACUUGCGAAAGUUGUUCGUGCCACAAUAGUAGAGGCACUUGCGACUGUAAAGGCUCAAAUUUUGGUUGGCGUUAUUGCAGCAGAACCCCCAAACAUUAUCAUGCUUAUAGCGGAGACUAUCAUCCAGACCUAGAUGAGGUGCUUGAUGAUGGGCAGCUCAAGGAAGACAUGCUCAGAGAGUUCUUCGAAGCUGAGGCGCGUGCCUGCAAUAAUUGUGGCGAAGUCAGGCGUUGUUUAAAACCAAACACGGCGCACUACUUUUCUGAUAUGAUUUGA
Molecule: messenger RNA, 549 nt
Organism: Lentinula edodes (shiitake mushroom)
Lineage: Eukaryota; Fungi; Basidiomycota; Agaricomycetes; Agaricales; Omphalotaceae
Exons: 5
Coding region: 1-549 (182 amino acids)
Source: RefSeq, a predicted model, not a curated record